Candidozyma haemuli is the source of this 1017-nucleotide messenger RNA. Its product is annotated as phosphatase. Gene Ontology annotation, molecular function: phosphoprotein phosphatase activity. The transcript has a single exon. The record is from RefSeq and is a predicted model, not a curated record. Bases 1 to 1017 code for a protein of 338 amino acids. Gene Ontology annotation, cellular component: plasma membrane. Lineage: Eukaryota; Fungi; Ascomycota; Pichiomycetes; Serinales; Metschnikowiaceae.
AUGGGCCUGUUCGCCUCGUUGCUCUGCUGCAAUCUGGACGCCAACGACUCCGACGAUAAGGACCACAAGAGCAGUCCCCGGAGCGCCCUGCCCAAGUCAAAACCGCCAUCUUCUUCGCCGAAACCGCUGACUUCGAAGGUUCCGGUGGUGAAACAACAAGCCAAGAAGAAAGAAACAAAGAAGAAGGACUUGGACGACGACAAUUCUGUAAACGAGACCGAUACGAUUACCAAUACGAACGAAGAGCUGAACCCGACGCCUACGCUAAAUAAUAACAGCAACCAGCCGGCGCCUCAGAUGCUGGAGAACCCGAUUCUGAAUUUGCAGAAUGAAGACCAGGAGCGUACUGAGGCCCAGAUCGCCGCCGACGUGCAAGAACAACUCAGCAACUCCAGCGACGUGGAAUCCGAGUUUGACUUGACCAAGUUACAGGAGGGCCAGGCGUUUAACCCUGAGACCGGCUUUCUCCUAGGGCACAAGAACAAGAAGAAGUACGGCAACAAAAAGUGUCUUAUUUUGGAUCUUGACGAGACUUUGGUCCAUUCGUCGUUCAAGUACUUGCGCACAGCUGAUUUUGUUAUCCCAGUAGAGAUUGACAACCAGGUUCACCACGUGUACGUGAUUAAACGGCCUGGCGUCGAUGAGUUCUUGGAAAAGGUUGGCAAGUGGUUCGAGGUGGUGGUUUUUACCGCUUCUGUUUCCAAGUACGGUGAUCCUUUGCUCAACAAGCUUGACAUCCAUCGUGCCGUCCACCACCGCUUGUUCCGUGACUCGUGCUACAACUACCAGGGAAACUUCAUCAAGAACUUGUCCCAAAUUGGCCGGCCCUUGAGCGAGUGUAUCAUUAUUGAUAACUCGCCUGCCUCGUAUAUCUUCCAUCCGGAGCAUUCCAUCCCGAUUUCCAGUUGGUUCAGCGACACUCACGACAAUGAGUUGUUGGACUUGCUUCCGUUUUUGGAGGAUGUCUCCAAGCCCAACGUUGACGACGUUGCCAAGGUGCUUGACAUCGGCUUGUAG